Sapajus apella (tufted capuchin) is the source of this 2679-nucleotide messenger RNA. RefSeq names its product poly(A) polymerase beta (gene PAPOLB). The transcript has a single exon. NCBI's taxonomy places the organism in Eukaryota, Metazoa, Chordata, Mammalia, Primates, Cebidae. The record is from RefSeq and is a predicted model, not a curated record. The coding region runs from base 200 to 2101 and encodes 633 amino acids. Gene Ontology annotation, molecular function: poly(A) RNA polymerase activity; RNA binding. Gene Ontology annotation, cellular component: nucleus.
CGCGGCCAGCGAGGGGCCUGGCGCCAUGUUGGGGCCGAGGGGAACUAGGGGAAGCGCUUGAAGCCGCAGGGCGCACAGCGGGAGCGGGAGUGGGGUCAAGACCAGGGCUGCUAGGAGCCCUUCUCUUCCCGCCUCAUUGGAUCAUGACCCGGUCGGGGUGGUGGGGGACGUGCCCUGGCGGGGCGGGCGCUGAAAGAUAAUGCCGUUUCCGGUGACAGCCCAGGGAACACAGCAGCCAGCGAAGCGCUACGGCAUCUCCUCGCCGAUCAGCUUAGCGGUCCCCAAGGAGACGGACUGCCUCCUCACCCAGAGGCUAAUAGAAACCCUCAGGCCCUUCGGGGUCUUCGAAGAGGAAGAGGAACUGCAGCGCAGGAUUUUAGUUUUGGAAAAAUUAAAUAAUCUGGUAAAGGAAUGGAUACGCGAAAUCAGUGAAAGCAAGAGUCUUCCGCAAUCUAUACUUGAAAACGUUGGAGGAAAGAUUUUUACAUUUGGCUCUUACAGAUUAGGAGUGCAUACGAAAGGCGCAGAUAUUGAUGCCUUGUGCAUUGCACCAAGGCAUGUGGAUCGAAGUGACUUUUUCACCUCCUUCUAUGCUAAGCUGAAACUACAGGAGGAAGUAAAAGAUUUAAGGGCCGUCGAGGAGGCAUUUGUGCCAGUUAUCAAACUGUGUUUUGAUGGGAUAGAGAUUGAUAUUUUGUUUGCAAGAUUAGCACUACAGACUAUUCCAGAAGACUUGGACCUAAGAGAUGACAGUCUACUUAAAAAUUUAGACAUUAGAUGCAUAAGAAGCCUCAACGGUUGCCGGGUAACUGAUGAAAUUUUACAUCUAGUGCCAAACAUUGACAACUUCAGGUUGACUCUGAGAGCCAUCAAAUUGUGGGCCAAAUGCCACAAUAUCUAUUCCAAUAUACUAGGUUUCCUCGGAGGUGUUUCCUGGGCCAUGCUAGUAGCAAGAACUUGUCAGCUUUAUCCAAAUGCAGUAGCGUCAACUCUUGUACGGAAAUUCUUCCUGGUAUUUUCUGAAUGGGAAUGGCCAAAUCCAGUGUUACUGAAAGAGCCCGAAGAACGGAAUCUUAAUUUGCCUGUAUGGGACCCAAGAGUAAAUCCCAGUGAUAGGUACCAUCUUAUGCCUAUCAUCACACCAGCAUACCCACAGCAGAACUCCACAUACAACGUGUCUGUUUCAACCAGGAUGGUCAUGAUUGAGGAGUUUAAACAGGGACUUGCUAUCACACACGAAAUUUUGCUGAGCAAGGCAGAGUGGUCCAAACUCUUUGAAGCUCCAAGCUUCUUUCAAAAGUACAAGCAUUAUAUUGUACUUCUGGCAAGUGCACCAACAGAAAAACAACAUUUAGAAUGGGUGGGCUUGGUGGAAUCAAAGAUCCGGAUCCUGGUUGGGAGCUUGGAGAAGAAUGAAUUUAUUACACUGGCACAUGUGAAUCCACAGUCAUUUCCAGCACCCAAAGAAAAUCCUGAUAAGGAAGAAUUUCGUACAAUGUGGGUGAUUGGGUUAGUGCUAAAGAAGCCAGAAAACUCUGAAAUUCUCAGUAUUGAUCUCACCUAUGAUAUCCAGUCUUUCACAGAUACUGUUUAUAGGCAAGCAAUGAAUAGUAAGAUGUUUGAGACGGGUAUGAAAAUUGCUGCAAUGCAUUUAAGAAGAAAGGAACUUCAUCAGCUGCUGCCUCAUCAUGUGCUUCAGGAAAAGAAAGCACACUCAACAGAAGGUAGAAGAUUGACAGAUUUGAAUGACAGCAGCUUUGACUUGUCUGCAGGUGGUGAAAACAGCAUUUCUGUGCCUUCCUCUACUAGCACUAUGAAGACAGGCCCAUUGAUUAGUAGUUCUCAGGGUAGAAACAGUCCUGCCCUGGCUGUAAUGACAGCAUCUGUGGCGAACAUACAGGCUACUGAAAUUUCCUUGCAACAGGUGAAUACCAGUGAAAGUUCAGGGGCUGCAUUAAACGAAAGUAUUCCUCACGCUGUCUCUCAGCCUGCCAUUGCUCCAUCACCAAAGCCCAUGGUCACCAGAGUUGUUUCUUCAACAUGUCUCAUAAGCCAUCCAGACCUUCAGGAAACGCAGCAACAAACAUAUCUAAUCCUAUAGUUGGAGUCUAGAGGAUAUUCUUGCUUCAUAAAGAAGAAAGGACCAAGAAAACCUAAACAGGAAAAACUCAACACAAAGACAAGUACAACUCCAUUAGAAACAAUUCAGACAGCAUCUUCUCUGUUGGCCUCUCAGGGAACUUCAGUACAGAUCUUUCCAGUAUCCCUGUUCUCCCUGCAAAUCUAAUUCCUAUUAUCAAGAAUUCAAUAAAACAGGUUGAGUGGAUAAAAACAACCACAAGCGUCCGUCAACAGUAUCUGCUAACUCAGCCUGUUGUCUUCAAAUACUAAAGAAGGAGAAUGAAGGAUACAGGACUAGAUAUGACUUGAAAUGGAUUUAGGCUCAUUUAGUGACUUCCUUUACUGGGCUAGUCUUGAUCAGAAGUCCAAAUUAGUAUGUGACAGCUAGAGGUACUGUUAUUAAUGUGUCAGCAACAGUUACAUUGACUAUUUCAGAACUGCCCUUAAAAAGAAAAAACUUUCCAGCUAUAUUUAUAUCCGUGACUGACAUCUGGACUGGAUUUAUGUUUGAUGCAUUGUUGGGAAAAUUUGAAUACAAACUGGUAUCAGAAUUCCUUA